UCACUCCUUGACCCUAGCACUGGCUCACAUCGAUGAAAACCUCAUAUCUAGCCACGUCGUACCCGCCGCUCCAACUCCGCCCGCCAUCCCCGCGCACGAAGCUCCGGCAAUUGACGUAGUGCUCCCACUGACGAUCGUCUACCACGUACCUUAUUUCCACCCUUAUCCCACGUGCCGACGUGAGUCGGUACCCAGUACAAUCCGAUCGAUCCGUUCGACACCCACCAUGGCCAUUCGAGAAAAGGCGAAAGCCUUGUUCAAGUCCAAAUCCAAAGGGGACGGCGGCUCGCAAAUCUCCAAAUCCUCGACCAAAGAGUCGGACACCGAGCGCUGGCCGAGCAAUGUCUACAAACCAGGCGAGACGAUGCCUCGUCCAAAGUACCGCGCACCACCAAAGAAGGAACACAAAGAAAGUCUAGAGGCAUUCAGCUUUGCCGAGGCAUGGAGAAGGAAGAGUUUCCAGAGCCAGUACAGUCCCAUGGGCACGAGAGCACCCAGCAGGAGGAACAGUUCAAGACAACCGAGCCGGCGCAGUAGCUGGUACAGCAUGGGCAAGAAGAGCUAUGGCGGCAAAAGUGAUGUCGUUCGAAACGGCAGUGUCACAAGUGGAGAAGCAGAGAAAGGCGGCACACGACAACGAGAGCACGUGAGCCAUGCCGCCAAAGCGACCACACUCAAAACAGAAAUGGAGCAAGAGGGCGACGACGACGUGGGCAAUGAACUCGCCGCCUCUCGCGUGGUUCUCACACUUUCGUUUACACCUUUCUCGCGACGGCUGUCCUGCCUACGCUCUCUACCUUUGCUUUCCUCCGAUACGAUGUUAUGGCGCUGGCUCUUCAUCGCAGGAGGUGCAACAGUCUCCGCUGUAUCCGACCCUAGCCUUCAUCACCACCUCGAACGUCAAUCGAGCAAUGCGUGUGCGCAACUUGAGGCAGCGGCUAUGAAAGCCGGCAAGAGUCAGGAAGUGCCGGCUGCCUUGGCCUACGAAUGCUUGAUGAGCGUGCCAAUGCACAAGGAAAUGGAUCUCUUCUUCAUCAAAACUCUGAUGCCAUACCUGGACUUUCAUGCGGACAUGCAGUGGUUGAAGUCUCCUCCCGAGGAAUACGCGCAGAAGGUCAAGGGACCGGUGGAUGUUGUCGGCUGCAUCAACUCGGUCAAAGAAGCCGUGGAAAGAGACGCAUACACUUCCGAAUACUUGUUCAGCCUGGACCUCGAAACGUGUUUUAUGAAUGCGCAAGACGAGCAUUUCGGAUACCUUUUCGACAUGGCGGGAGGCCUGCUCCAGUUUGGUCGGACCAAGUCUUUGGUCUCUGCUUCUCCAGACGGAAAAUCGCCUGUGGCACCGUACAUUUACUCCGACAUUGAUGCGGUCAUAAACCACAACCAGACGUUCAAACCAAGCCCUAUUGUCAAGAUCAACGACAAGGACGCAGCACAGUUCCUUGAGGACUACUCCCAUGGAGCUCCAUUCCAAGACCCUGACGCGGCCUGGAAUAUCUUGUUUGCGAAUCCGAAAGUUGACGGAGACUUCACGUUUGGUCUUCCGAAAGCUGCCUGGUAUCCCGGUCCGACCACGACGUAUGAAUUUGCUAAUGGCUCAAAAUAUGUUGAUCAAACGAAGGCGUACAUCACCCAGACCUUCAAGCCUAACGCUACCGUGCACACAGGGGAGGACUUCUGGCAGCAACAUAUUACAUGGCAAUACGGAAACUCGGAGACCUGCUAUGGUGCGAUUUCUGUCUAUGACUACGGGAACUGCUUGAGACCGACCGCGAACACGACCAAACCCCCAAGUACACCAGUCACAAGUGGCGGCGGUCCUGUGAAGCCUCCGGAUGGUUAUCCCAUGCCCGUCGUCUCUCUCAACAACUCGAACACUUGGGGUUUCUUCCCGGAAGGAGAGGCGACUCGGGACGUUGCCGUCCUCGUAAUUACCGAGAUGCACGAUGUCAACAACAACCACUUCGAUCAUGAUUCGCUUACGAGAUUUCUCAACGAGUUCUACCAGAAAGCUUCCGCAGCCAAACGGAACAAGCUGGUCAUUGAUCUAAGCUCGAAUGUCGGCGGCUACGACUUCGCCUCUCUGUUGACAUAUCUGUACGGCGGCGAGGAACCCAUCUACGGAGGAAACACCCAAGCGACCGAAGCGCGCAGUCUGAUCGCAGAAGAGUACGGCUAUUCAAUCGACAAUUCACCUCCUGGAAGCCUGCACUUCAUCAACCCACUCCUCGAAUACAACUACCAUCACAACCUCCAACUCAACGGACAAAACUUCACCUCGGCCAAGCAGAAAUUCAGCCCGGUCUCACGGGGUCCCAACGGCGCAUCCUUCACACCAUACUGGAGAACAUCUUACAAGCCCCUCGAACUCUCCAAAUCGCCCUUCACACCAGAAAACACCAUCAUCCUUACCGACGGUAUCGUCGGCUCCGCCGCCGCCGCUCUGGCCGAAGUCCUCAUCCUGCAAGCCAACGUCCGCACCGUCGCCAUUGGCGGCCGGCCCUCCAACAACCCCAUGCAAGCCGUCGGCGGAACCCGCAGCUAUGGCCUGAUGGCCUUCUCCAACGUCUUCACCGAGACGGGAGCCAUUUUCAUCGAGGGAAAGCUCCACACUCCGGAGUGGUACAAUAAGACCGUGCUCGCGCAGCUCAACAGCUUGCCGCUGAUAAGGAGCAAGGCUAAUGGACUUUGUCUACAGCUGUCGCAGGAUCCGAGGGAUCCGCAGGGGAUUCCGAUGCAGUAUCGGUAUCAACCGGCGGAUGUGAGGAUUCCGUUUACGUGGGAGAAUGUGUUGCAUUUUGAGGCGAGGUGGAGGGAUGCGGUUGUUAAGGCGUUUGGUGCUGGGGAGGGUUUAGAGGUUCAGAGGCCGGUGGCAUGA
Molecule: messenger RNA, 2878 nt
Organism: Zymoseptoria tritici IPO323
Lineage: Eukaryota; Fungi; Ascomycota; Dothideomycetes; Mycosphaerellales; Mycosphaerellaceae
Exons: 4
Coding region: 227-2878 (883 amino acids)
Source: RefSeq, a predicted model, not a curated record